Messenger RNA from Zingiber officinale, 1956 nucleotides. RefSeq lists its product as uncharacterized. The record is from RefSeq and is a predicted model, not a curated record. The transcript is spliced from 6 exons. Bases 196 to 1761 code for a protein of 521 amino acids. Lineage: Eukaryota; Viridiplantae; Streptophyta; Magnoliopsida; Zingiberales; Zingiberaceae.
UUUGACCUCUGUCGCUCCUCUCACUCGUCCGGCGAAAUCACCUCCUCCUGCAUGGCGAUUAGAUCUCUUUCCGUUUGAUUUCGUCGAUCGCGGUGAAGUAUCGUCCGAUUUCUGUACGAGAUCGACGGGAAAAGGCGCAGAGGAGCAGCGGAAGUUGGCGUUCUAGGGUUCCUCGUUCGGGAAUCUUCCUGCGGUAUGGUUCAGUCGUCGGACUCCAGCAAGCGCCGAGCUGGUUCCACCCCGCACCCGGAUCCUUCCCCGCCGAAGGUGAAGUUGGAAGUGGAGGAGUCCUUGGACGACGAGCGCAGCCCUCUGCACAAGAGAUCCAGGGACGCGAGCACUUCGAGUCAGCAGGCUCUGUACAACAAUGUGCUUGGGGAACCUGGACCGCUGGGCCUCCGUCUAAGGAAAAGUCCGUCUCUUGCUGAUUUGAUUCAGAUGAGGCUUUCUCAAGCAAAGGCAGGUAGCACUUCUUGCGCCACUAACUCGAAGAGCUCGGAAGUUGGUGAUGCUAAAGAAUCAAAGUCCUCAGCUGCUUCGAGCUCAACUAGCAAGAUCAAAGCUUCGAAUUUUCCUGCAUCAUAUUUGAAGAUUGGGGCAUGGGAGUGUAUUUCUAGAUACGAAGGUGAUCUAGUGGCAAAGUGCUACUUUGCUAAACAUAAACUUGUAUGGGAAGUUCUUGAAGGUGGCUUGAAGAGCAAGAUCGAGUUUCACUGGUCUGACAUUACCACCAUUAAGGCAACAUUUUCUGAAGGUGUCAAUGGGACUUUGGAAAUUGUGUUAGCAAGACCGCCGCUUUUUUUCCGCGAGACUGAUCCCCAACCAAGGAAGCAUACACUAUGGCAAGCGACUCAGGAUUUUACCAAUGGCCAAGCAAGCAUACACAGGAGGCAUCUCCUUCAAUGUUCGCAAACUUUGUUGAGCAAGAAUUUUGAGAAACUUAUCGACUGUGAUCCACGUUUGAAGCUCCUCAGUCAGCAACCAGAGACGAUAUUAGAAUCUCCUUACUUUGACCCUCAGUUCUCAGUUUACGAGGAUCAAGAUGAUUCUAAUCAUUUUCAAGAUGUUAUUAAAGAUAAUUGUGGAACCACUUUCUCGGGCUUUUGUGAACCUGGUUCCCCUUGCGCAACUUCUUCGAUCUCCAAUAAGACUGAAACACGGGAUUCUUUUGGGAGAACUCCUGAUUUUGAUUCGCAGGACACUCCUUCGCCGUGCUCAGGAAUUGAAGCUCGGUCAGGGGAAGAAAAUAUGGGCAAGGAUAUGGAUUCAAGAAUCCAAAACUGGUGGGAUCGAUUGAAACUGCCUGGAAUCAGAGGGUCUAUGUCCAUGACCGAUCUUGUAAACCACUUAGAUCAUCACAUCUCUGAGCAGAUGGCUUCAGGCAACACGUCAUUGCCUAGCAACACCCUGCCCGACAGAGAGAUGCUGGAAGAUAUAGCACACUAUCUUCUCAAUGAUUCCCAGUCUUCUGCUGCUUCAUCAGAUGAACAAUCCAUCAUCUCAAGGGUCGACUCCCUUUGCUGCCUGCUCCACAAAGAUACGGCAGCAGGUACAAAACUAAAUUCCAAAAUGAAAGAUAGUGAUGACACUCAAGCUGGUGCAGGAUCUGACGAAGAACCUUAUUCAACUCCAGAGGCUGAGCUUGCUGAUGGUGCACAACCACCGUUAUCGAGAAAAGAAUCAUAUGGGGAGCUUCUGAUACUUCCUCGAAUAGCCUCGAUGCCGCAGUUUUUCAAUGUACCUGAUGAUGCAGAAAAAUAACCCAGAUAAACCGCCUACCCUUAAUUUUUGUAUAUAUUAGGGUGGCCACUGUUUGCUCUCUGUAGGUUCUGAAAGCCUCAACUUUUUUUAAAAAUUUUUUUUGCAAUGAAUAUGAAAAACACAAAGUGUUUAUGAGAUCCUUUUUGCAACUUCAAAGAAAUUAUUGUACAUUUCUUCCAAUUUGAUGAUUAUGCA